GCAGUAAUCUGACUCCCAGUGCACUCCGGGCUGUGCUCCUGGCUCUUAGAGCUCUGUCUUCACUGCACACCAUCCAGGGAAGGAAUGAGUGACAGACCAGCAGCAAGAAGCUGGGGUAAGUGUGGACGUCUGUGUAAGUGUGAGACCAUCAUGGUGGCAUUUAAAGGGGUCUGGACUCAGCCUUUCUGGAAAGCUGUUUCAGCAGAAUUUUUGGCCAUGCUAAUUUUUGUCCUCCUCAGCCUUGGCUCUACAAUCAACUGGGGUGGAUCUGACAAGCCUCUGCCUGUAGACAUGGUCCUUAUCGCUCUCUGCUUUGGACUAAGCAUUGCAACCAUGGUGCAGUGCUUUGGACACAUCAGUGGUGGCCAUAUUAACCCUGCUGUGACUGUUGCUAUGGUCUGCACUAGGAAGAUCAGCCUUGCCAAGUCUGUCUUCUAUAUUGUUGCCCAAUGCCUGGGUGCUAUCGUCGGGGCAGGAAUUCUCUACCUUGUCACACCCCCAAGUUUGGUGGGAGGCUUGGGAGUUACUACGGUACACGGAGAUCUUUCUGCUGGCCAUGGACUCCUGGUGGAGUUGAUAAUUACAUUCCAACUGGUUUUUACUAUUUUUGCCAGCUGUGAUUCAAAACGAAGCGAUGUCACUGGUUCAGUGGCUUUAGCAAUUGGAUUUUCUGUUGCAAUUGGACAUUUAUUUGCUAUCAACUACACUGGUGCCAGUAUGAACCCUGCUCGAUCAUUUGGACCUGCAGUUAUCAUGGGGAAAUGGGAAAACCACUGGGUCUAUUGGGUGGGACCAAUAAUAGGAGCAGUCCUUGCAGGUGCCCUUUAUGAGUAUGUAUAUUGCCCAGAUACUGAGUUCAAGCGACAUUUUAAAGAUGUCUUCGGUAAGGCUACCCAUCAGUCUAAAGGGAAGUACGUGGAGGUGGAUGAUAGCAGGAGCCAAAUAGAGACUGAUGACUUGAUCCUGAAGCCUGGAAUGGUUCAUGUGAUUGACAUUGAGAGUGAAGACAAGAAGGGGAGUGAUCCAACCAAUGAGGUGCUCUCUUCUGUAUGACUAGCACGGAGCACUGAAAGCAGAGAACAGCCGACUAGAAUGUCCACAGAUAUCCUUCCACCCAUUAAAGAGACAGAUCUACUGUAAACCAGACACCUGCAAUAUCUGAAAAUGUAUGGAGAUGACAGCAGCUUUGUAGUUGCUUCACCAAGCUAUACACCUGCUCAGUUUGAUUAGAAAUAUACUAUAUUUAAGAGUCCCCAUAGAUUCUUCCAAAUUCAGAAAUGUCCUUUUUUGGGAGAGAACAUCCUCAAAGUCAAUUGGAAAGAGCUGAUAGCAUUCCCAUUUUAAUAAGGCCAUAAAAAGCAAGAUGGAAAUAGAGAUGUUUAACAUUCAGAUUGACAGUUAAGACUUAUCUGCAAAUGCCUAUAGCAUGCAAACGUAUUUAUCAGAUUAUUCUUCUGACAUUUAAUUGGCUGUUGUCAACCCUGAUUAGAAUGUCUUAUCCAUUAAGUGUUCUGUGCAACAUUCAGUGACAAUAAUGCCAAAGUACAGCAUGUAACAGAGUCAUCCAAAUUUAAGGUAGUAUUUUUUGUUCUUAUAUAUCCUGUCAUUAUUUCUUUACAAAUUCUGAAAAAACUGUAUUUUCAUAGGCAAAAAUUGGUUCCUGUCAGUCAUCCUACCAAUUUUCAUCCAUUACAUAUCCCUGUUCUGUUGUAAAAAAUACUGCCUUCCUCCCAUUCCCCACAACUAAAAAUAUUGAAGCCAAAGGCUCUGAUCUACUGCAAUAAUGCUGUAAAACCUUUGAAUGAUUAUGUAUUGUAUGCAGGUUAGCAUAGUUGUCCAUCUGGUGAAACGUUGUCUUGAGGUUCAGCUAUUGACCAUUUAGUAUUAGCUGACUAUAGGUCAUACAGGGAACCUGAAGGCCCACAUGUCACUCAGUAAUUCAAGCAAAAGGAAAUAGAUGUUCAGGUAUCAGAAGAAAGGAAGGCGUUAUCUGUUUUCAGCGCACUUAUUCAAACAAAUAUCACCAUGCUAAUUUAUAUAACUAAACAUUUAAAUUACUCACCCACUUUGCUGACAAUUUUAUUAUUAUUUAUUAGCAAAAUAAAGGUGGAUUUUUAAUUUUUUUUAACUAUAUUGAAGC
Messenger RNA from Chelonoidis abingdonii (Abingdon island giant tortoise), 2140 nucleotides. RefSeq names its product aquaporin 4 (gene AQP4). Gene Ontology annotation, cellular component: plasma membrane; basolateral plasma membrane. Gene Ontology annotation, biological process: water transport; transmembrane transport. Lineage: Eukaryota; Metazoa; Chordata; Testudines; Testudinidae. The record is from RefSeq and is a predicted model, not a curated record. Gene Ontology annotation, molecular function: water channel activity.